CUCUCCCCAUCUCGGCCUCAGCAUGCUCGCCCUCGCCCGUCCCUCCGUCCUGCGCGCCUCGCGCGGCGCCGCCUCGCGCUCGCUCGUCACCAAGGCCGAGCGCUGGACGCCGCAGCAGAUCCGCGCCAUCGACGCCGCCGGCCUGCCCAGCGUCGACCUCGCCUCGACGCUGCCCAACAUCGAGGCGCGCUGGGCCGCGCUCGACAAGGAGCACCAGUACGCCGUCUUCCGCCAGCUCGAGGAGCUGCAGCGCAAGGACUGGAAGGAGCUCAGCACGGACCAGAAGAAGGCCGCCUACUUUGUCUCGUUCGGCCCGCACGGCCCGCGCAAGCCGCACGUGCAGCCGGGGCAGGGCAUGCGCACCUUCUUCGGCACCGUCGGCCUGAUCGGCGUCACCGCCGCCGUCUUCUUCGGCAUCCGCAGCCAGGCGCCGGCGCCGCCCAAGACGAUGACCAAGGAGUGGCAGGAGCAGAGCAACGAGCGGGCACGCGAGGAGAAGCUCAACCCCAUCACCGGCAUCUCCAGCGAGGGCUACAAGGGCGAGGGCAUGGUGCAGUAAACACGCAGAGAACGCCAGACGGACGGGAGGAGCAGCUGGUCUCAGAUGCGAAGGCGCCUUCGGCCCUCGCAUUCGUCUUCCCGCGCCCUCGCCGUCCAUCGACAUCGUCCGCUUCGUCUUGGCCAUGCACGAGUGGAACACCCUUUCCAAUUUGCCCUUCGUUCUCGAUACUUUGCCGAACACCAGAUGGCGCCCACACGACAUGCGCAAAAUGAUAGUUAGACUGAACAAGCCCGAGACGGAGAGAUCGAGGACGAGGGAGAGCAUGGAGUCGCUGGCGACGAGGUUGUCAGCGCAGCGCACCGAGCAGCAUCGAGCGCCGUGCUCGCUUCUUGUGCUGCCUCUGUCGGCCUUGCAGCGAUGUGUCACGAGGCAUCAGAACA
Molecule: messenger RNA, 942 nt
Organism: Tilletiopsis washingtonensis
Lineage: Eukaryota; Fungi; Basidiomycota; Exobasidiomycetes; Entylomatales
Product: putative cytochrome-c oxidase chain V precursor
Exons: 4
Coding region: 23-559 (178 amino acids)
Biological process (GO): mitochondrial electron transport, cytochrome c to oxygen
Source: RefSeq, a predicted model, not a curated record